Molecule: messenger RNA, 699 nt
Organism: Triticum turgidum subsp. durum (durum wheat)
Lineage: Eukaryota; Viridiplantae; Streptophyta; Magnoliopsida; Poales; Poaceae
Source: the annotation of a GenBank genome assembly
AUGGUGCCCAUGGUCACCGAGGCGUGGACGCUCGCCGGGUGCGGCGGGGCGGCGGCGUCCAAGCCUUUGCCGGCUCAGGAGGUCCCCGUGCUACCGCAUCCUACCGCCAAGAAACCCGCCUCGUCGAGAGGGGUGGCCGUGGCGAGCAGCGCAGGCCAGGACGGCCGGCGCGAUGCCGCCGUCGUCGGGAGGCGCCGCGGCAUCGCGUCGUGCCUGCUGGCCGCGCUCGCGCUGGCCGGCUCCUCCUCAGGCGGCGCCGCUCGGGCCGCCAUCCUGGAGGCGGACGACGACAUGGAGCUGCUGGAGCGCGUCAAGGAGGACAAGAAGAAGCGGCUCCAGAAGCAGGGGAUCAUCAGCUCCUCCGCCGCGGAGACAGGGUACCUGCAGGACCUGGUGUACAAGCUGAGCAAGGUGGGGCAGGCCAUUGACAAGGACGACCUCGCCGCCGCCGGCGACGUCCUCGGCCCCGCCCCCGACGCGCCGUGGGUGCAGAACGUCAAUGCAGCUUUCUCCAAGUUCAGCUCGAGCAGUGAGGAGAAGAGCGCGGUCGACAGCUUCAACUCCUCGCUGUCCUCCUUAUUCACAUCAGUGAGCAAGAGCGACAUCAACUCGUCCAAGUCGGCGUUCGUGUCGUCGGCGACGGCGCUGGAGAAAUGGGUGGAGCUGGCCGGGCUCACCGGCAAGCUCAAGGGCUUCUGA